AUGAACGUGUGCGCGUCGCAGGACGACGCCGUCGCGUUGCCGGUCAUAAUCAUAGAGGAACCCGACCCUCAGGACUGCCCGACCGGUUCACUCCCGCCCGAGGGAAACGUCAAAUUACGCAAUUACCGGCUUGUUAAUGAUAAUCUUCGCGCUUACACGCCAACCGGCGAUAUUCACACUUCACCGACCAAAGGAAAGUUAGUGUCGAAAUUCGAUGUGUGGUCGUCGAUUUCUCCACCUCGUGCCAAAAUAUUGGAACUUUUACGACCGGAGGAUCCUGGUAAAGAUGCUUUAGAGGCUAUAGUGAGACCGGUGUCAAGACGCGGUCUAGUGCGACCUUAUGACGAGGAUACCAAACGAUUUCUUCAAAGAACUCUACUUAGCCCAAGUCCUACCGGAGUGUCACAAGCCGCAACGCCGGAACCCAUCUCUCGACUGUCUGCAUCAUUAGAGGGCAGAGAGAAAGAUAUAGGAACAAAACUAAAAACCGAUGUAAGUGAUCUUAAAAAGGAGAGGUCUUUAGCUGACGAGCUUAGAGAGGCCGAAGAGGAUGAAAGAUCUGGCGCCAAUAUUCGACGUGAAUUAUUAAGGGAGUUCAGAAAACGAGGUGGGGGUAUUCGAGAGGCGAUGGAAAGAGAUCGGCUUGGGAAGCUAGCGCUUUCCGUGGAAGACGACGAGGUGUACGAGGACUGUGGGCUGACUGCUGCGGCGCGUCGGCUGGACGCUCUGCUGGUGGAGUCGCGCAACCUGCAUGAGGAGCUGGCGGGCAUCCACGAGGACAUGCAGGCACAAUGCGCACGCGCCUGUCGCUGCGCGGCGGCUGCGCGCGCGCUCACCGCGGAGUCGCGGGCGCUGCGGUAUCUAGACGACGUCGUAGCACUACUUCGCGGGGACGUCAAGGCGGCGGAACUCACCAGGACCUGGCCAUUUGCUAUCGGAAGACGGCAUCCUGAUAGAAAUUAUAUCGUU
Molecule: messenger RNA, 969 nt
Organism: Brenthis ino (lesser marbled fritillary)
Lineage: Eukaryota; Metazoa; Arthropoda; Insecta; Lepidoptera; Nymphalidae
Source: the annotation of a GenBank genome assembly